Bufo bufo (common toad) is the source of this 2205-nucleotide messenger RNA. Its product is annotated as zinc finger protein 260-like. The transcript is spliced from 8 exons. Bases 88 to 2205 code for a protein of 705 amino acids. The record is from RefSeq and is a predicted model, not a curated record. Gene Ontology annotation, biological process: regulation of transcription by RNA polymerase II. Gene Ontology annotation, molecular function: DNA-binding transcription factor activity, RNA polymerase II-specific; RNA polymerase II transcription regulatory region sequence-specific DNA binding. NCBI's taxonomy places the organism in Eukaryota, Metazoa, Chordata, Amphibia, Anura, Bufonidae. Gene Ontology annotation, cellular component: nucleus.
GCGGUUAAGGAUGAGGUUCCUACAAUAUAGGAUCCGCUCAGUGGAGAUCUUCUAUAUGAGAGCCUUCUUCUGAUUGACCCGUCAAGGAUGAAUAAGGACAGGGACAAGAUGGCGGAGAGUAUAAUAAAUCUCACCCUAGAGAUCCUCUUCCGGCUUACUGGAGAGAACUACACAGUAGUGAAGAAGACCUCUAGUGAGAGCUGUCAGGCCCCUGUGUCUGCAGAAUGGGGAGGAACCCUGAGCCCAAUCAUGGAGCCUCCACCUCAUCCCCUGAUACAUGAGGAAAUCAAUAGAGAGAAGAUCCUAGGACUCGUCAACAAGAUGAUUGAGUUGCUGACUGGAGAGGUUCCUAUAAGAUGUCAGGAUGUCACUAUCUAUUUCUCCGUGGAGGAGUGGGAGUAUUUAGAAGGACACAAAGAUCUGUAUAAGGACUUCAUGAUGGAGGAUCACCGGCCUCUCGCAUCACCAGUUAAAGAAGAGAGAACAAAACCGGAGAGAUGUCCCAGUCCUCUUCUUCCACAGGAUGGUUCAGGAGAACAUCACAGUGUCCCACAGGAUGAUCAGGUUCAGAAUCCAGGUGAAGAUCUGAACACUAUAUAUGUUACAGAGGCAUAUGUGAGGGGUGAUGAGCAGAGUACAGAGGACAUUCCUACAGACAACUGCCCAGAUGACUAUAUCAUGAGCUCAAAGGGACUUCCGAUACCUAAAGAUUUAAAAGCAGAUGAUCAUGCUCUGGUACAAGAUGCUUAUCAAGUAUAUGUCAUUAUCCCAGAUACACCCUUAGCCUUGCAAAGCAACAGUCAAUCAUUUGAUCUUUUUCAACGAGUCCUGCCUUUUGAUUCAUCACAGAUUGUUAAGCAAAAUAAAGGACACAGAAGAGGUGAACAUCCAACAACUCCCACAGGGGAGAAGCCAUUUUCAUGUUUAGAAUGCGGGAAACGGUUUACGAAAAAAUCUAUUCUUACUACACAUAAGAGAAUUCACACAGGGGAGAAACCAUUUUCAUGCUCAGAAUGUGGGAAAUGCUAUAGGAUAAAAUCAAGUCUUACUAUACACCAAAGAGCUCACACAGGAGAGAAGCUAUUUUCGUGUUUAGAAUGUGGUAAACAGUUUACCAACAAAUCAAGUCUUAUUACACAUAAGAGAAUUCACACAGGGGAAAAACCAUUUUCAUGUUUAGAAUGUGAAAAAUGUUUUAUCCAGAAAUCAGAUCUUGUUAAACAUCAGAGAGGUCACACGGGGGAGAAGCCAUUUUCAUGUGCAGAAUGUGGGAAAUGUUUUAGCGAUAAAUCAAGUUUCAUUUCACAUAAGAAAAUUCACACAGGGGAGAAGUCAUUUUCAUGUUUACAAUGCGGGAAAUGGUUUAGGAAAAAAUCUAAUCUUAUUAUACAUGAUAGAAUUCACACAGGGGAGAAACCAUAUUCAUGUUUAGAAUGUGGGAAACAGUUUACCAACAAAUCAAGUCUUAUUACUCAUAAGAGAAUUCACACAGGGGAAAAACCAUUUUCAUGUUUAGAAUGUGAAAAAUGUUUUAUCCAGAAAUCAGAUCUUGUUAAACAUCAGAGAGGUCACACGGGGGAGAAGCCAUUUUCAUGUGCAGAAUGUGGGAAAUGUUUUAGCGAUAAUUCAAGUUUUAUUUCACAUAAGAAAAUUCACACAGGAGAGAAGUCAUUUUCAUGUUUAGAAUGCGGGAAAUGGUUUAGGAAAAAAUCAAAUCUUACUAUACAUGAUAGAGUUCACACAGGGGAGAAACCAUAUUCGUGUUCAGAAUGUGGAAAAUGUUUUAGUCAGAAAUCAGAUCUUGUUAAACAUCAGAGAAGUCACACGGGGGAGAAACCAUUUUCAUGUGCAGAAUGUGGGAAAUGUUUUAGCGAUAAUUCAAGUUUUAUUAUACAUAAGAAAAUUCACACAGGGGAGAAGUCAUUUUCAUGUUCAGAAUGUGGGAAAUGGUUUAGGCAAAAAUCAAGUCUUAUUAUACAUGAUAGAAUUCACACAGGGGAGAAACCAUAUUCGUGUUCAGAAUGUGGAAAAUGUUUUAGUCAGAAAUCAGAUCUUGUUAAACAUCAGAGAAGUCACACGGGGGAGAAACCAUUUUCAUGUGCAGAAUGUGGAAAAUAUUUUAGCAAUAAAUCAAGGCUUAUUAUGCAUGAGAAAAUUCACACAGGGGAGAAGCCAUUUUCAUGUUCAGACUUGGAAAAGUUGUAG